AAUGUAUAUUUUUGUCAAUAUAAAUUGUGAUUUCAAACUGUUAGCUUGGCCGAGCAACAAUUUAGUGACUAAAAAAAAAAAACAAUAAAAACUCAGCAAUGGAUCGUUGGCGAAAUAAAGUUGCUGUUGUAACGGGAGCCAGUUCAGGCAUUGGGGCAGCCAUAGUCAAGGAUUUACUGGAGAAUGGAUUACAGGUUGUUGGUUUGGCCAGGCGGUCGGAGCGUGUAACAGACAUAUUGAAAACUGUACCCCCAGCGAAGCAUGGAAAUUUAACUGCCCUGCACUGUGAUGUUUCCGAUCUGCGGUCUGUUAAUAAGGCUUUCGAUACAAUUAUUGCCAAAUUUGGUGGAAUUGAUAUUUUGAUCAACAAUGCCGGUUGCUUGAAACAAGGUCAAUUGGUAAAUAUGGACAUAAAUGAGAUCCAACAAGUCCUGCAAACAAAUGUCAUGGGAGUGGUGCAUUGUACCCAAAGGGCUUUUAAGUCCAUGAAAGAACGGAAUUUCCCCGGUCAUGUUAUACUCAUUAACAGUAUUGCUGGCCAUGGAUUUAAAUCACUGCCAGGAACACCCGAAAGCAACAUGUAUGGUCCAUCGAAGUUUGCCAUCACAGCCAUAACUGAAAUCUAUCGGCAGGAAUUUAGGGGGUUGGGUACUAAAAUCAAGAUUACUAGUAUCAGCCCCGGUGCUGUGGAUACGGAAAUACUACCCGAUAAUAUAAAAAAGUUAAUUGGCGACACCAUGUUAAAGCCUCAAGAUAUUUCAUCGGGCGUCCUGUAUGCCAUUUCUACACUACCCCAUGUGCAAAUACAUGAAAUGAUUAUAAAGCCUCUUGGAGAGAUGUUUUAAUAGUUUUUUAAAAAAUUAUAAAAAAUUAUUGACAAAAAAAUAAUUAUUUAUAUAUAUAUAAAGAAAUAAUGAAUAUUGAAGAAAUGCAAGAACAAAUAAGUCUAUAUAGAUAUAAAAGAGUAGUGAAAUAAAGGCCUGACUUAGAAUCAAUGACCAGACGAAA
Musca domestica (house fly) is the source of this 1008-nucleotide messenger RNA. RefSeq names its product farnesol dehydrogenase. The record is from RefSeq and is a predicted model, not a curated record. NCBI's taxonomy places the organism in Eukaryota, Metazoa, Arthropoda, Insecta, Diptera, Muscidae. The transcript has 2 exons. The coding region runs from base 99 to 845 and encodes 248 amino acids.